Messenger RNA from Strongylocentrotus purpuratus (purple sea urchin), 3390 nucleotides. RefSeq names its product G patch domain-containing protein 1 (gene gpatch1). The record is from RefSeq and is a predicted model, not a curated record. Gene Ontology annotation, cellular component: nucleus. Gene Ontology annotation, molecular function: RNA binding. Bases 34 to 2934 code for a protein of 966 amino acids. Gene Ontology annotation, biological process: mRNA processing. The transcript is spliced from 17 exons. Lineage: Eukaryota; Metazoa; Echinodermata; Echinoidea; Camarodonta; Strongylocentrotidae.
ACAACAACCGACCCAAUAACCACGCGAAUAUCAAUGAUGGACUCCGACUCCGAUUCAGAUUUUGUGUCCUUUGGGACCCCUCUUGAAAUAAUUGAGGAAGAUGAGCCUCUUCCAAAACCUAUAUCAGUACAGGACCAGGUCGUUCAUGAUCGACAAGGUCGUCAACGUUUCCAUGGAGCCUUUACUGGAGGGUUUUCAGCUGGCUUCUUCAACACGGUCGGAUCUAAAGAGGGUUUUACCCCUUCAACCUUUGUAUCAUCAAGAGGGAAGAAGGCUGAUCAACAUGAUCACAAACCAGAGGAUUACAUGGAUGAAGAUGACAAAGGAGAGUAUGGGAUAGCUCCACGGAAGCUUGUAACAACUCAGAGGUUUGCUGGUGAGGAGGUGGGAUCCAAGAAAAGACCAGCCCCAGAUUUCAGCAUCAUCCCUGAUGAUGGUAGGAUACAAGACAUCAUUAAACCUACAGAUGAGACCAGUGGUGCAAGGCUACUUCGCAGAAUGGGAUGGAAGCCUGGCCAAGGGGUUGGACCAAAGAUGGAAAGAAAGAAAAAAGGGAAGAGGAGGAAGAAGAAGAAAGGUGGAGAUGAUGGGAAGGUUUAUGGAUGUGCCAGACCACCAAUCCUUGAACCACAGGGUGAUGAUGAGGAUGGAGAUGAGGAUGACAAGGAACAUGAUGACGAGAGCCCAAAUGAAGAUAGCGAUGAAGAGGACUUCAUGAGGGGCUUCCUCUUUGCUCCGGAUGAUAUUCAAGACUUCAUGUUUGCUCUCAAGGAUGACCAGCACGGCAUCGGCUACCAAGGGAUGGACUCCAGGUCUAUACUCGGUGGUCAUGUGACUCUAUUCGACGACCCAGUCAUGAAGCAGAAUAGAAGACAAGGCAUCAAGGGCAGCGCUUUUGGAAUAGGAGCAUUUGAAGAUGAGGAAGAGAGUGAUGUCUACUCUAGUGACCGGAUGUCAAACUAUGACCGUGUUUUAGGAGGAGAGGAGGAAAAACAAGAGAGAAGAAUGUAUGGUUGGACAGGACCUCCUCCUCAACGCUCUAGUGAUGCUGACGUUCUAGAUGGAUUCAAAGGAGCGUCUCAAAAGAAGAUUUCAACAAAGGUGUUUCAGCCCCCUACUUUGCCGAGGGACUUCCGACCCUUUCAUCGUUUUGAGACCUCCUCUGGAGAGACGCCCGACCUUUCCAAGCCAGAACCUCAAACCCACAGUCGAUUCACUCUCAGUGCUGACCAGAGAGCUGGCAUGCUGGGAGAGGAACAAUUACCAGGACCUGCAAGCAUUGAUGAGCUACUGACCAGUCGGGACCUGGCCCUACUGAAAGAUGCCCGGGACAAAGCUUCUACCAGGGUACAGGGUGCUCCGCAGCAUCAAUCCAGAUGGGAUAGGGGUGCACCCAGCUGGUCUGCCCCCACCCAAGAGGCUAUGCCACAAGGGGGAGGGUCGGGUUUUCAACCGUUUGCUAAGGAUGCAGAGAAACAGCACAGGUACGACCAAUACUUGCAGAACAGACACAAAGGGUCAGAGAUGGCAGCAGUAGACUCCAGGACAGAGUGGGAGAAACAGCAGGAGAUAGAGGAGUUCUCAAGGGCUGCGUCCCUCUACCACAAGCCCAUGUCAGGUCUCAUGGCGUCCAGGUUUGUUCGAGCCAAGCAUACUGAUGAUGCAGAUGACACACAGGAAGCUCCUGCAGAGACAGAGAGGGAUGUGAAUGAUCAGUGCAAGGCUGCCGAGAUGAAGAUGUUUGGUCAGCUGACCAGAGACACCAUGGAAUGGCACCCAGAUAAGCUGCUCUGUAAACGCUUCAAUGUAGCUGAUCCUUAUCCUGAGUCUUCAAUUGUUGGCCUUCCUACUGUAAAGAAGGAUAAGUUUUCUGUCUUUAAUUUCUUGGAGAUUCAGCAGCCGGCCAGUGCUCAGAUGGACAUAUACCCUACACAACCAGGAUUAUCUAAAUUGAUAUCAAAAGAAGUGGAAGAGCCAGGACAAUCUUCGUCAUCAUCAUCAUCAUCUUCUCUGAAAAGGUCAAGAUGGGAUCAACAUCCUGGUAUCCUUGCCAACAUGGGAUCUAAACAAGAGGUCAAAUGUGAUGAGAGCCAAGGAACGGGCAAAAUUGCAGAGUAUGAUGUUCCAUCUCAGGAUUCUACCGCUGAUAGUGAUGACAAGCCCCGCCCUCCUCUAGAUCUCUUCCAAGCCAUCUUCCUUGACUCCGACUCCAGCAGUAGUAGCAGUGACGAGUAUGACAGAGAUGAGAAUGAUGAUCAGAAAAAACAUGAAGGAGCACCACAAAGUGAACUCCACACUGUGCAAGGUCUGGAGAGUUCAAUUGGAGGUGGAAAUGCAAAGAUGAAUGAUGGAGUUGAGGCUUCAAUACAGAAUGAACAUGCCUCAUAUAUGACCGGGCUGGAAAGUGUUGAUGAUGAACAAGUAAUGAGAGAACUUCGUAGUCAUGGAAACAGAACUAGUGGUGCAAUUCAUAGAGAUGAAGGCAAGGAAAGAGCGGAGGAGGAGGAAGAAGAGGAGGAGGUGGAGGAGGAGGAGGAGGAAGAGGAAUAUGGACCGAUGCUUCCACCGUCAUUAGACCAUACCCAGGAGAGCCCUCCAAAAAACACUGAAAGUCAGGAUGAGAGUUCUACAGGGAGAAGAAAAAGGAGAGAUAGAGAGAAGAGAAAGGAGGAAAGAGAAAAGAAGAGUAAGAAGAGAAAAAGUGAACACAAAAGUAGGGACAGAAGCAGGGACAGAAGCAGGGACAGAAGCAGAGACAAGAAAAAGGAUAGAGAAAAGCACACCAAAGAAUUAUCAAGUCAUAACAGUAAACAUGAAAAGAUCAAGAAGUCAAAACACAGACAUGGAGAUAUGCACAAACAUACUCAUCACAAGUCUUCUAAGGGAAGGAUGCAAAAGAAGGAUGCAAGUCUGAGCAGUGUCAACAAGAAAUAGUACUGAAAACAACCCCCAAAAUGUCUUCAAUAAUUACAUCUUGAAAAGCAGAAGGGCAUGUAACUCAUCAACACAGAAAGCACUUGGAGCCGCCACUUGAUUGAUACAGACACACUCUUGACAGUUUCCAUGUGCAUUGAAAAUACAUGUAGUUCACUUACACUGGACUUGCUGCAAUUACACAUUACACAUUUUGAAUGCAGCAAAAUUCUAGCCCCUACUGGAAGUGACUUGGCAGUUGCUGAGAGUGCCGAUCAAAAGUAUUCAGCCACUGUUUGGAGUAGGAAUGAUGGAUUUUCAUUACGGGCAACUCUUUUGAAGUUUACAGGGUUGAUGAAAAGUACAUGCAUUAUAUAAUACAUUUUGGUCAUUAAAGUGAAGUCCACUCUCUCAAUAAUUGAUAACACCCAUUAUUCAAUCAUCUGAAUGGUGUCAAAUCCCUCAUGAGAAGCCAUA